Messenger RNA from Panicum virgatum (switchgrass), 2367 nucleotides. RefSeq lists its product as uncharacterized. The coding region runs from base 1 to 2367 and encodes 788 amino acids. The transcript has a single exon. NCBI's taxonomy places the organism in Eukaryota, Viridiplantae, Streptophyta, Magnoliopsida, Poales, Poaceae. The record is from RefSeq and is a predicted model, not a curated record.
AUGUUGUUCGACAGCAGCUGCGGCGCACGUGAUAACAGCCCAGUGCUGGCGCCGUUGGUGUACAACCUCACCAUCUUCUACGCGGAGGCGGAUCUGCGGGGGAACGAGGCCCCCCUGGUGGCCACCUCCGUGGUCAUGUUCGCCCUCGCCGUGCUCUUCAUCAUCCUCAACCUCUUCAGCCGCUACUCCGACGUGAGCGCCAUGCUCAACCCGAGCGUCCGCCUCUUCUUCUCCGCCGCGCUGUCCCUCUUCCUCCCGGCCAUGUCCUACCUCUUCAAGAGCGCCGCCAGCAAGCAGCUGGCGGAGGACCUGUCGGUGCGGGCGCGGAUCAUCCUCAUGUGGAUGCUCCUCGUGGAGCUCCUCCGCAAGAAGGUGGAUGCGAUCCUGCUCACCGCCGGCGGCGGCACGCAGGGAUACUCGGUCAUCGUGCAACGCGCCACCGGGGUCUUCUGGCUGGGCAGCCUCGUCUUCUUCAACCUGAAGAGCGCUGGCAAGAAGGCCCUGUAUGGCAUGAUCUGGGUCUUCGUGGCUGCCAAGUUCGUCCAGAGGUCAGUGGCCAUCGAGGUCGGGAAGCGCUCCUUCGCCUACGGCAAGAACCCCCAGCUCGUGGCCGCCUACAUGCCGCCAAUGCUGGAGCUCCAACAGCAACAGGAGCCAGGGCGGCAUCAACGACGACGUGGGUUGGACCUUCUCAAGCACUGCAACUACGCCGUCAUGGGCGAAGAGGAGUUGGUCGACAAGAACAAGGCCGGCCCCAAGGGCUACAAGCUCGACAAGCACAAACUCGAGCUGGCGGCCGCCGGCGACGACUCGUCCGACGUCGUCACGGUCGGCAGGAUCUGGAGGCUCGCCGACUCCGGCGACCAGCUGCUCUCGAGCGAGCCGAGGCUGAAGAGGCUCUGCCUCUCCUUCGCUCUCUUCAAGAUGCUCCGCCGGAGGCUGGAGGGGUACCCCAUCAGCGGCGCCGAGGCCGCCGACUGCCACCGCCUCAUCUUCCAUGGCCUGCUGGAGGAGCCUGCACCUGCAGCCGCAGGCAUGAACGGCGUCGGCGCCGGCGAGCACGCAUUCCAGGUGUUCAACGACGAGGUCCAAUUCCUGUGCGAGAACUACCACUCCGUGGUCCCCGUGGUGUUAGCUAGCCCCUUCUUCUUCGCGCACAACUACGUGCUGUUCCCCGUCCUGGUCCUGGCGCUGUGCUUCCUCGUGCUCGUCCUCUGCGGCAACGGCGACGUGGCCUACGCCGUUCGCAGCCUCCACGACGACAACUUCUUCACGUCCGGCAAAGUGGCGGCGACGGCGCGGUGCGUUCUGGGCAAGGUGCUCAAGUCCACCACGUUCCUCUUCUGCGCCAUCGACCUCUCCACCACCGUCCUGCUCGCCCUUGCCGUCGCCUACGAGGAGGGCGCCGAGUACGUGGUGUUCCUCUUCUCCAACUGGUUCAUGGUGUCGCUGCUGUGCCACCACACCUCCGGCCACGAGUGGCGCGGCGAGGCCGGCGUCCUCCGCCGGGUCAUCCCCGGCGUCCUCCAGGUGAAGAACACCCUGACCCACCCCACCCUCACCAUCAAGCAGUUCUCCGUGCUCUGGUUCCUCGGUCGCCUGCAGCUGCCGCUGCCGCUGCCGAGCACGGACGUCCCCGGCGAGGCCAAGACGCUCAUCAUGGAGCGCCUCGCCGGAGUCGUCGGCAGCCACGGCGCCCCGCUCACCAACGGCACCGAGCAGCGCGUCCGCACGUGCGUAGGGUCGGACGAACUCGCGCGGGCGUGCUGCAGCGGCGGCGUCGCUGAGGUGAUGCUGACGUGGCACGUCGCCACGGCGAUGCUGGAGGCGAGGUGCGCGCGGCGGCAGCAGCACGCGGCGCCAGAGCCUGGGCGCACGGCCGCGAUGGCUCUGUCGGGGUACUGCGCCUACCUGGUGGCCUUCCACGCGGAGCUCCUCCCCGACGACAAGGACGGGACGGAGGUCCUGUUCAAUGAGAUGAAGAAGGAGCUGACCAAGGACAUGGGGUGGUGCGGGUACUACGGCGGCGGGGAGGCCGCGCGGUGCGCCAAGCUGAUGGAGAUCGCCGGGCGCUCCACCUCUGAGGCGGCGGCGACGAUGACGGUGCUAAAGAAGGGGGCGAGGCUGGGGAAGGUGCUGAUCGAAAAGUACAAGGAGGGCGCGCGGGAGGCCGUGUGGGGGCUGCUGGGCGACCUGUGGACGGAGGUGGUGGUGUACGCGGCGCCCACGGCCGGCGAGCUGCACGUCAAGUCGCACAAGGAGGCGCUGGCGCAGGGCGCUGAGCUCAUCACCGUGCUUUGGGCGAUCACCACCCACACCGGCAUUGCCCGGCCGGAGGAGGAUCCAUCUGCUCCCGGUACUGUUUGA